CGUCGUUAAUUUGGACUGAUUUUGGCCACUGAACAUUCGCUCUCACUCACUCACUCUACUGAAAAAUGCAGAAUCAGGGUUUUACACUUUGAAAUUUUGGAGGCAAAAACAAUGGAAGCCAUUCAAUCACACUACAUACAUAACCUAAAUCACUCUACACUUGACAAACAGCACUUAGGGUUUGAUCCUCAACCUCAAAAAACGUCGUCGUUUUCACCCCAUUCCAUUCUUCAAAACCCUACUCAGAAUCCACCAAACACUGAGGAAAACGACGUUGAUGAUGAAAUAGCGCUGAAAAUCAGUGUGGAAGAGCUUCAAAAUCUGGUACUAAACCAGGCAUUCAGUGAAGAGAGAUUAAAAGGAGAUAUACAUGAAGAAAAUGAACCCAUUAAGAAAAAAACUGAAAAUGAGUAUGUGGAUAAUGACUAUGAAGAUGAGAUAGCGGUGAAAUCCAUCAUCGAAGAGCUUCAGAAUUUGGUCUUAAACCAGGCAUUUGAGGAACAGAGAGCAAAAAGAGAUAUUUAUGAAGAAAAUGGAAGAGAUGAUAUCACCAUUAAGGUAAAAACUGAAAAUGAGUACGGCAGUAAUCGUUGGGGGGAUGACGACUGUGGUUGGAGCGAAAAUGGAAAUGGAAAUGUGAUUGGUGUGGUAAACGGGUAUGGCGAUAAUCGUAAUGAAGUUGGUGACCGUAGUUGGGGUGAAAAUGGAAAUUUGGAUGUGAAUAAUGUGGAAAACGAGUAUGGCGAUAAUCGUUAUGAAGAUGGUGACUAUGGUUGGGGUGAAAAUGGAAAUGGAAAUGGAAAUGGAAAUGUGAUUGAUGUGGAAAAUGAGAAGGGUGGUUCAAAGGAAUGGGGAUUUAAUGCGAAUGGAAGGAGUUUGAAUUACCCGUUAAGACCUGAUGCUGAGGAUUGUGCUUAUUAUAUGAGAACAGGGACAUGUAAAUAUGGAUUGAGUUGCAAGUUUAAUCACCCUUCCCGAAUGCGAGAUCAGCAUUGGGCAAUGGAGAAGGGCAAGCAAAAGGAAGAAAGCGAGGAAAGAGCAGGGCAGAUUGAAUGCAAGUAUUUCCUGACAGAAGGAGGGUGCAAGUAUGGGAAUGCCUGUAAAUACAAUCAUAGCAGGAGAAAGGGUGUGAUCUCCCCUGUUCAAGAUUUUAACUUUCUUGGCCUGCCACUUCGACCGGGAGGGAGGGAUUGCCCCUACUAUAUGCGCACUGGCUCCUGCAAGUAUGGAUCCAAUUGCAGGUUUCAUCAUCCUGAUCCUACCACAAUAUAUGGAAGUAAUCCUUCUUCUGGAUACAACAAUGGUGGAUCUGCUCCAAUACAAAGUGCCUCCUAUCCAACAGGGUCUUCUUGGUCUUCACCACCAUUAUUGAAUAAGACAAGUCCAUUAGUACCAGGGAUAUAUCCAGCAAGUCAAGGAAUUCCUCCUCUAAGUCCACAAUGGAAUAGGUUUCAGGCCCCGGUCUAUCCAACCUCAGAUAAGAUCCUACCUACACCUCCAGCACUUGCUAUGAAGGAUCUAGCAACUAAGACAAACUUCUAUCCCCGACCUCAGCCGCCAUGGCUUGUUGAAGAAUACCCUGAACGUCCAGGUCAACCUGAUUGCUCUUACUUCAUUAAAACUGGAGACUGUAAAUAUAAAUUUAACUGCAAAUUUCAUCAUCCAAAGACUCAAAUGUCCAAGACAAACCCGAGUGUUCUCAGUGUCAAGGGCCUGCCGCUAAGACCAGGUCAAGAUGUCUGUUCAUUCUACAGCCGUUAUGGGAUUUGUAAGUUUGGACCUGCUUGUAAGUUUGACCAUCCAGAACAUUAUGACAACUCAGCUUCUUCUCUUGGGUUUGCUUUUUAUCAGCCUCCAUUAGGCAAUUCUGCAUCCACAGAUGGCUUGAGGAUGGGGAGGAAAGGAAAUGGAAGUGGCUCAAUACUGCAGCAGUCUGUCUAAGAAAUCUUUGCAUCCAUUUCAUUCAGAAGUUAAGAAUAGAAACCCCAUGGCUUACAAACAGAGUAGAAACUCUAUAUAGUCCUUUAAUGUUUUAUUUUGUCACAAGCUCAAGCAAAUAGGUUUUUGUAUAUCUUAGCAUGUUUAUAGACUACAGGUGGGUAUAUGGAUGUCGAUGCAGCAGUAUGUUAUUAGGAACAGUAACUUAAAUCAGAAUAUGCAACCCCUUUUAACUCCUUGAA
Molecule: messenger RNA, 2180 nt
Organism: Lycium ferocissimum
Lineage: Eukaryota; Viridiplantae; Streptophyta; Magnoliopsida; Solanales; Solanaceae
Product: zinc finger CCCH domain-containing protein 43-like
Exons: 6
Coding region: 112-1941 (609 amino acids)
Molecular function (GO): mRNA binding; metal ion binding
Source: RefSeq, a predicted model, not a curated record